Molecule: messenger RNA, 2179 nt
Organism: Fundulus heteroclitus (mummichog)
Lineage: Eukaryota; Metazoa; Chordata; Actinopteri; Cyprinodontiformes; Fundulidae
Gene: snw1
Product: SNW domain containing 1
Exons: 14
Coding region: 31-1641 (536 amino acids)
Biological process (GO): mRNA splicing, via spliceosome
Cellular component (GO): spliceosomal complex
Source: RefSeq, a predicted model, not a curated record
GCUCAGUUUAUUGGUAAGGAAGAAAGCAAAAUGUCUCUGACGAGCUUUUUACCAGCCCCGACGCAGCUGUCGCAGGACCAGCUGGAGGCAGAGGAGAGGCUCCGGGCCCAGAAGUCCCACUCCACCGCGCUGGUGCCGUCCCGCAGAGAGCCCCCUCCUUACGGACACAGGAAGGGCUGGGUGCCCCGCACAUUUGAGGACUUUGGAGAUGGAGGAGCUUUCCCGGAAAUCCACGUGGCCCAGUUCCCUCUGGAGAUGGGCAGGAAGAAGAAAACAUCCAACGCCCUGGCAGUACAAGUGGACGCAGAAGGCAAAAUCAAAUAUGAUGCCAUCGCAAGACAAGGACAGGGGAAGGAUAAGGUGAUCUUUAGCAAAUACACUGACCUGCUCCCAAAGGAGGUUCUGAAUGAAGACGCUCAAGAGCUACAGAGGCCCGAUGAGGAGGCUGUACAAGAGCUGACGGAGAAAACCCGUUCCGCCCUGGAGAAGCAGGUGUCUCAAAAGAUUGCUGCUGCCAUGCCUGUAAGGGCUGCAGACAAGCAAGCUCCUGCUCAAUACAUCAGAUAUACCCCAUCCCAGCAGGGAGUGGCUUUUAAUUCAGGAGCCAAACAGAGGGUGAUCCGCAUGGUGGAGAUGCAGAAGGAUCCCAUGGAGCCUCCUCGUUUCAAAAUCAACAAGAAGAUUCCCAGAGGACCUCCAUCGCCCCCGGCCCCCGUCCUGCACUCGCCAAGCAGAAAGAUGACCGUCAAAGAGCAGCAGGAGUGGAAGAUUCCUCCAUGCAUCUCCAACUGGAAGAACGCAAAGGGCUACACCAUCCCUCUAGACAAACGUCUGGCUGCUGACGGCAGGGGUCUGCAAACAGUCCACAUUAAUGAGAACUUUGCCAAGCUGGCAGAGGCUCUUUAUAUCGCAGAUAGAAAGGCCAGAGAAGCGGUGGAGAUGCGAGCGCAGGUAGAGAAGAAGAUGGCUCAAAAGGAGAAGGAAAAGAAGGAGGAGAAACUGAGGGAGCUGGCUCAGAUGGCAAGAGACCAGAGGGCAGGCAUCAAAAGCCACGGUGACAAAGGCGGCGAGGACAGCGAGGCCAGAGAGCGUGACGUGAUCCGCCACGACAGAAGGAAAGACCGACAGCACGACAGGAACAUCUCCAGGGCGGCUCCUGAUAAGAGAUCGAAGCUGCAGCGAGAUCAGGACAGAGACAUCAGUGAGCUCAUCGCUCUGGGCAAGCCCAACCCCCGCAUCUCCAGUGAAGCCCAGUACGACCAGCGGCUCUUCAAUCAGAGCAAGGGCAUGGACAGCGGUUUUGCCGGCGGCGAGGAUGAGACCUACAACGUGUACGACCAGCCGUUCCGCAGCGGCAGAGACAUGGCCUCCAACAUCUACAGACCCAGCAAGAACAUAGACAAAGACGCCUACUCGGAUGACUUUGACUCUCUUAUGCAGAACAACAGGUUUGCUCCAGACAAAGAGUUCUCGGGCGCCGACCACGGCCAGAGGCGAGAAGGGCCGGUGCAGUUCGAGGAAGAUCCCUUCGGUCUGGACAAGUUCUUGGAGCAAGCCAAACAGCACGGCGGCUCCAAGAGGCCGUCCACCAGCAACCGCUCCAAGGACGACUACCACGACAAGAAGCGCAGGAAGGAGUGAGAGGCGAAGGCCCAUUAGAUGAGAAGGCUUCCACUUCUCUGCCUCAGCGAUGUUGUAUUAUACAAGCCUGGGAUAGAAAAAAAAAGAAGCAAAGAUUUAUUUUUCUCUCUUACAUUUGUUUUUUGUUUUUUUUAUAUAAGGCUCUCCAUAAUCCAUGUCGAACGUUGAUGAAUGGACAAGAGGGAAAUGAGAACUUUAGGAACUCCAAUCUGUACAUUACCACCAGUGUCACUUCAGAUAAUCUGUAAAUUUUGUGCUCUGGAAACAUUGCCCAUAAUGUUUUUAAACCCUUGCAAGAAACUAAAGAACUGUUACUGUUGAAUAUGUAGUUUCCUUCUUUUCUCUAAUUGUUCAUCAUCUUGUUAGCGGCGAUUUUAUUUAAAAGUAUUUGCUUGAGCAGUCCUGCAUAUGUGCGUAUAGCUAUCUAGAGGAUCAAGCUUUAUAAAUCCUGUACUAGAGGACUGGUGGUAUAAAUGUCAUAUUGUUAACAUUUUUUGUUGCUGUGCUUCGUGAGUAAAGUCGCCUUUUCCCUACCGUU